Molecule: messenger RNA, 2208 nt
Organism: Ricinus communis (castor bean)
Lineage: Eukaryota; Viridiplantae; Streptophyta; Magnoliopsida; Malpighiales; Euphorbiaceae
Product: pentatricopeptide repeat-containing protein At1g77170, mitochondrial
Exons: 3
Coding region: 592-2022 (476 amino acids)
Biological process (GO): RNA modification
Molecular function (GO): RNA binding; protein binding
Source: RefSeq, a predicted model, not a curated record
CAACAAUACCGACCCAAAAAUACACAAAGUUAUUGAGCCUAAUCCAAUCAAAGAGUUGAAUUGCCGCCGGAUUGGCUGAUCCACGCAUGCGAUUAUAGAUCCAUGAGCACCAGAACAAACUCGAUUUCUUUGGUUUCGCUGCUGCUGCUGCAGAUGCACGCCUAGCCCAGGCUAAGUAACUUCUCUCAAUAAACAAAAUCUCAAUCACAUUUCUCCAAAAGAUUUCACUAAGUCACUCAUUGCAAAGAGAUCACAUUAAUUUUAUCCCAAAAUUUAUCCAAAUCUCUCUAUUACAAAGCGCAUUAGCUUAUGGAAGCUCUACCGAUCCGUCUUUAGGGCUUAAUUUAUUGUUAACUAAUGGCUUCGCGGCUCAAAGCUGCAGAAGAUUUAUUUGAAGUGGUAGAUAGAAGGGCGAAGUUGGCUGUUAGUGAAUUGGCAGAUGAGCAAUAUGAUUCUCAAUCACCAGGUCAUGCAAUGUGGGAGGACUUUCCUUCCAUCGUAUCUUAUUGAUCUUAUGUAUUCUGAUGUUUCAGUUUAACAAAAUUACAUAUUGUUUAUUUAUAUACAUGUAAAACCCACUUGAAUCUUAUAAUGAUACACAUGAACUCUCUCCACCAUCUUUUUCUUCUUGGCUUCCGAAAAUCCUCAACUUUCAAAAACCUAACCAUUUCCUGUCAUCUCAAUCACAGUCUUGCUUUCUUCUCUGCAUCUUCCGAUGCUCAAACUCCACCUUUACCCCAAUCAGCUCAAGACAUAGCCAAAUGGGCAGCAACCCAAUCAUCAAAUUGCACCACUUUACGAGAUUUGAACCAAAUUUAUGCCCAUAUUAUCUGUAGCGACUUGCUUCAUUUUUAUUCCGCCCCGUUCCAUUGGAACAAUAUAAUAAGAUCGUACACUAGACUAGAUGCUCCUGUCAAAGCAUUGCAAGUUUAUAUUUCCAUGUCUCGAGCUGGGGUCUUGCCUGAUUCUUAUACUCUUCCAAUUGUUUUAAAAGCUGCGUGCCAGAUUUUCUCUAUUGAGAUCGGUAAGCAGCUGCAGUCCGUUGCUAUAAGGCUUGGUCUUGAGUCCAAUGAGUAUUGUGAAAGUGGUUUCAUUAGCUUCUAUUCUAAAUCUGGUGAUAUUAAGAAUGCGUAUAAGAUGUUUGAGGAAAAUCCUGAAAGAAAGUUGGGUUCUUGGAAUGCUAUUAUAGGAGGGCUUAGUCAAGGUGGGCAUGCCAAAGAAGCGAUUGAGAUAUUUAUAGAGAUGAGGAAAUGUGGGUUUGUGCCAGAUGAUGUGACUAUGGUUAGUGUAAUAUCGGCUUGUGGGAGUUUAGGUGAUUUGAACUUAGCUAUUCAAUUGCAUAAAUAUGUUUUUCAUGCUAAUGUUUUUGGGAGAACAAAUAUUUUAGUGAUGAAUUCACUUAUUGACAUGUAUGGAAAAUGUGGUAGAAUGGACUUAGCAAGAAGAGUGUUUUGUACAAUGGGUGAAAAAAAUGUGUCUUCUUGGACAUCUAUGAUAGUAGGUUAUGGAAUGCAUGGGCAUGUCAAUGAAGCUAUUGAAUACUUCCAUUGCAUGAGAGAGGCUGGUGUUAGGCCUAAUCAUGUGACUUUCAUUGGUGUAUUAAGUGUUUGUGUUCAUGGUGGCAAGGUACAAGAAGGGAAGCAAUUUUUUGAAAUGAUGAAGAAUGUUUAUGGGAUAACGCCCCUGAUGCAACAUUAUGGGUGCAUGGUGGAUUUGCUUGGGCGAGUUGGGUUGCUUGAAGAGGCUAGAGAGACUGUGGAAGGGAUGCCAAUGAAGCCAAAUGUGGUAAUUUGGGGGUGUUUGAUGGGUGCUUGUGAGAAAUAUGGAGAUGUGAAGAUGGGCGAGUGGGUGGCUAAGCAUUUAUACGAGUUGGAACCUUGGAAUGAUGGGGUUUUUGUUGUUUUAUCCAAUAUAUAUGCUAGUAAAGGUUUGUGGCAAGAUGUUGAAAGAGUGAGAGUUGGUAUGAAGCAGCAAAGACUUGCUAAAAUCCCUGCUUAUAGUGUGGCAACAAGUUCAAAUUGAAGCCUUUUUUCUUUUUCUGAAAAAAAGAAGGAUUUCAAACCUCCAGUGAAGUUGAUGAUAAGACUUAUAAUGAAAAAUAAUUAAAUUAAUUAACAGUAGAAGAAAAACAUUUGCAUCAUUGCUGGAUUCUGCAGGAAAUUGUGCAUAAUUUAGAGAAAGAGUCUUAAGCACAACUUCUUGAUGAUC